AUGAGCAUGUCGCGUGCGCUAUCCCUUCCUCUGCGGAGGGUGUCUGCCACUUCCCCAACCAUGCGUUUGUCACCCUCAGCGUUCACAGCUACUAGAGCAUUCUCAAGUUCAUUACGACGUGAUGAUACGUGGGGGUUUAUCGGAUUAGGCCAAAUGGGCUACGCCAUGGCCAAGAACUUACGCGCUAAGAUCCCCGCAUCCGACACACUAAUCAUCCGCGACAUAAACGAGAACACCGCCAAAAGAUUCGUCGAAGAGACCCAAGAAGCUGUCCGGAACAGUGGAGCCAAGGAAGACACCUCGAAGGUGCUUAUCGCCCAAAACGCGCGAGAAGUAGCGGAACAAUCGACAGUGAUAGUCACCAGCCUUCCGGAACCCGAACACGUCAAAAAUGUCUUCUACUGUAUGCUCCGCCACGGCGAACUCCCGGCCCUAGAAAAGGAGCGCUUGUUUAUCGACACCUCCACGAUCGAUCCAGCUUCGUCCCGAGAAAUUGCCAAUGCAAUCCACACAACGCGCCAAGGGCGAUUCGUCGACGCCCCGAUGUCAGGCGGAGUUGUGGGGGCCCGCGCCGGCACGCUCUCCUUUAUGUUCGGGGCUUCAUCGCAGACCGGCGAGCUCGUUGACCGCGUCCAGUCCGUUUUGAUGCUAAUGGGCAAGAAGGCCUGGCACAUGGGUAAUUCGGGAACAGGCGUUUCCGCCAAAUUAGCCAACAAUUAUCUCCUGGCCAUCAACAACAUUGCCACUGCCGAGGUCAUGAAUCUGGGAAUCCGUUGCGGACUCGACCCCAAGGUCCUGGCCGAUAUGAUCAAUACAUCGACUGGUCGCUGCUGGCCGAUGGAGAUCAAUAACCCGGUUCCGGGCGUGGUCGAGACCGCGCCAGCAUCGCGCGAAUAUGCCGGUGGGUUUGGCAUUAGUUUGAUGAAUAAAGAUCUUCGCCUGGCGAUUUCCGCUGCGGAGGAGUCUGGUACUCCCCUCGCGCUGGCCGAUAAGGCCCGGGGGGUGUAUAAAGCGGUGGAAGAUGAACAUCGAGGUAAGGACUUUUCGGUGGUAUACAAAUGGCUGCAAGAGCAGUCGGCUACUCAAUCGUAG
Molecule: messenger RNA, 1092 nt
Organism: Aspergillus oryzae RIB40
Lineage: Eukaryota; Fungi; Ascomycota; Eurotiomycetes; Eurotiales; Aspergillaceae
Exons: 3
Coding region: 1-1092 (363 amino acids)
Biological process (GO): L-valine catabolic process
Cellular component (GO): mitochondrion
Molecular function (GO): 3-hydroxyisobutyrate dehydrogenase activity; NAD binding; NADP binding
Source: RefSeq, a predicted model, not a curated record